Molecule: messenger RNA, 8344 nt
Organism: Diorhabda carinulata
Lineage: Eukaryota; Metazoa; Arthropoda; Insecta; Coleoptera; Chrysomelidae
Gene: Haspin
Exons: 7
Coding region: 107-4927 (1606 amino acids)
Biological process (GO): intracellular signal transduction; mitotic cell cycle; protein phosphorylation
Cellular component (GO): cytoplasm; nucleus
Molecular function (GO): histone H3T3 kinase activity; ATP binding
Source: RefSeq, a predicted model, not a curated record
UGGUCUGUGUUCGAAUGCAUGUCAAAUGUCAAACAAAAUGUAACGUACAAAAUAAAAAUAAAUAUAUUUUUUAUGUAUUUUGGUAAAAAUAAAAAGUUUAAACAGAAUGGCACCGUCAAAAAGAAUCAAAACGUAUAGAAGAUCGAAUACAAGUUUAGUUAAUAAUUCUGUUGAUGCUUUUAAUGUGCUAUUUGCCAAAAACAUGACAAAGCGGUUACUUAUGAAAAAGAAAAAGUUUUCAGUAAAAGACCUGCCGCCAAGAAAUAAAUGUGAAUCUUUACUGGGUAACGAUUCGUUACAAAUCUCCACAGAUGAUACUUUUGAUAAGUUAUUAAAGAAGUCCAAAGAAAAACCUAAAGAAGUACCAACUGUAAAUAUUUCUUGUGAUAUAGCAAAUGCUGAAAUAGUUGCAAAUACCACUGUUAAUAAAUCUACUCGCACAACAAGAGCAAACAAUUCGUCCUUAUGUAGCUCUAGUUUAUUAAAUACUAAUGAAAAUAUUGACUCUGUUGAACAAACCCACCUGAGGAGACUUUUACAACCAUCCAUUGAAAAAAUAGAAGAAAGUUUAGAAAUUGAAAGUGCUCGACUAAAACCUAACUUUUCUCUCAGUUACAUCACAGUUCCUAAAGAAACAAAUACCUCUGCGGAAACAUCACACUUGGGGAUUUCUGCUACUGACUUUAUAAAAAAUUUACAACAAGAGGUAGUAACUCACUGUAGUACUCCCAUAGUUUCUUCAAAGAAGAAAAAAAAUGUUAACAAAGCAGUCUCCCCUAUAAAGAUUACCACAUUACUAAAGAAAACAUUCCAAGAUAUUAACAAAUGGGAUAGCGAAUUUCCAUUAGAAAAUCAGUCGGAUAACUCAAAAAACAUUUGUUUCAAUAGUUUCCUCAAUGGCCUAAAAAGUGAUCCACAGCAAUCUUCUAUUUGUAAAAACAAUAUUGAAAACUCAUACAUACAAGACAAAUUGAGCAAUAAAUCACCUAGAAGACAAAGCUUCAUAACAUUAAGAAGGCGAAAAGUUCUUAAAUCAUUCAAAAGAGAGAAAAAGUCCAAUAAUAUCAAGAAAAAUUUAACUGUGAGUCUAGAAUCAUUUUCUAAUUUUGAAAUAAAGAAUCUUUCCAAUCACCUAUUAUCGGAUUUAAAAGACUCUUUUUGGUCUCAUUUAUCUUUAGUAAACUUAACAUCAAAGAGAAAUAUGCUGAACCAAACAGAUUGGUCCAAUUGCAAAUCAAAUGAAAAAAUUGAUAAAGAAACAGAUUUGUCUACAUCUAGAGCUGUGUUUUAUCCGAAAAUAGAUAAAGAAUUAGUUGUUAAAGUUCCUAAACUGACUUUUGGGAAUACUUGUGAUGAUUUUGGAAAUGUCAAUUCUUUUCAAGUUGAUUUCAAAAAGGCUGCUAGAAAAACUAUAUCGGUGAUGGAAAAUGUGUCAAGACUUCAGACCAAAGAAGAUAUAUUUGAACAAUUUUACACAAGAAACAUCAAUCAAAUGGAUACCAAUAAAAUUAUUUUUGAACAGUUUUUCAAAAGGAAGCACAAAUCAAUGCCAAAUGAACAGUAUUUUAAUGCCCAAGAGAAAAGAGCGGACUUCACUACAUACACAAAAGAAAAAUAUAACAAUUUAAAUAAGGUGAAAGAAAAUACUAAGUGUAUUGAAUAUUAUGAAAAUUUAAAAGUAAAUAUGAGAAAAAGUCACUCCACAGAGGAUUUCGAAAAUUUCUAUAAAAACAAUUUAGGUCUUAUUGAAAAUAAAGAACAUUCUUCAGACACAGAAGAAAGCAAUGCUGGACACAAAGAGUACACAACAGAUGUAUCAAAAGAAAAAUUUGAAGACACAUUUGAAAGGUUUUACAAAACCAAAUUGAGCAUAUCUGAUCCAACAACUUCUUGUGCAAAAGUUAAGGAGAAAGAGUGCAUUAAAGACUUAAAAUUAAAUGUAACAAACAUGUUGAUAUCACAACUGGAAGAUACAUUCGAAAAAUUUUAUAAAAAUAAUAUUAAUAUGCAAAAUGACAAUUCUUAUCCAAAUCAGGAUGAAAUAAUGAAAAAAACAAGGGACUUGAUAGUAAAUCUGCCGAAAUUGUCACUAUUAGAAGAUGAAACAUUUCAUGAAAUUAAUAAUAUAAGGCAGAGUAACAGAUUGGGCUUGAAUCAGGAAGAAAUAGUAAAAGAACCAAAAGAUUUCAAAGAUAUUUCACAAGUUAAUGCAUUCGAUACAAACAAUGAAAUUUGUUCUUCAAAUCAAAAAACCAUAGGUAACGAUUUGAGAGAAGCGAUAACAAAUGUAUCCUGCAGUGCAGAAUAUGUCUUCAAAACAAGGACUAAAAAUUGUAAAAGUUACAAAAAAUACUCUUCGGAAGAUAAUGGUAAUACUAAAUGCAUUGAAGCAAAAUCAAAUUUGAUAGUAAACAUGCCAGAAAAACAGCUCAUUGUGAAUUUGGAAAGAAAUGAUUUUAAAGAUCUUUUGAAUGUUAAAGAAUGUAUCCCAUUUGUUACUGAAGAAGAUGCAACCAAAGAUGUAAUGGUUAAAACAUCUGAAACUCAGCAAUUCGAAGUGUUUUAUAAAGAUAAUUAUGGAGAAUUCAAUGUACCAAACCAGGUAGACAGUAUUAAUACAGAAACUAAGUCUCUGUCAAUUAAUUCAUAUACAAUAAAUUCAGACGAUGAGUGUAAUAUUAUAGAAAGUUCUAUAAUUGAAACCGAUGUAUUGAAAAAAAAACCAAAGGUCAGGUGCAAAACCAAAUUGAAAACUUUAGAGAAGAAAUUCAAAAAUCAUGAUCAAAAGAAUGAACACAUUAAUAAUUCAGGAAGGGUCACAAGUACUGAAAAGAUAUUGCACAUAACUGCUGAAAGUAUGUUAGGUAAUAAUUCUCAAAUACUGGGACAGGAUACAAGUUUGGAAAAUGACACUCUUCUAAUAAAACAAGAAAAAAAUAUUGAACAAUAUGCUGGAGCGAAAAAAUCAAAAUUGGAGAAGAAUAAUAAGCUUUCGAAUGGUGUUAAGAGAAGUGUGAAUAGUAAAACAAAUUCAAGGGAUUUUCCAAUUAAAAUCAAUGCUGAUAAUAUUGGAGAUUCAGAAAAUUUUGUAAGGCCUAAAUCCAAAAAAGUAAAGGAUCUUAAUCAGCGAGAGAAAUAUUCCAUUUCAAGACCUAUGACUAGAAGUUUGAAAAAAUUUCAAUCUCAAGAUAUUAUAAUGGUAGAUUCUAGUUGUGAUUCGAUUAAGUUAAAUGAAAGUAAAGGAGAUAAAGUUAUUAGUAAUUCAUGUUACAAUAAAUCUAAUCCAUUGGGUAUAAACCAAAAAAGUAAAAAAAUUGAAAAAAAGGUUUCAAACUCCAAGUACUUUGCGAGACUUUCAGAAAAAAUUAAGGAUAAGCCAGACAUUUUACCAACACAAGGCAAAUCUGUUGAAGAAACACAAAAUUUAUAUACCCAAUGUAGUCCUAAGGAAGUUUCUAACAUUUCUAGUUCAGAUAGUGAUUGUGUUUUUGUAAAAGCGUAUUCCAAUAAAUACAAUUUGAACGAUUCAGUCAUUAGAUCACCAAAAAGUAUUAUUUUCAAAGCAGGAAAACACUGGAGAAGGUCACUAUCUGUGUUUAAGAGAUCUAGUGUGUUUUUGGGACUUUCUAAGGAAGAUUCCUCUGGUUUGGUUGCAGGAAAAGCGCCAAGAUUAACUAGUCAAAGAAUCACAACUAGAUUUUCUGUGAGAUUUGUUCCCAUAAAGCCAGUACAGGAAUUACAAGGUGAACACCAUAAUACUACAAUUUUGGAAGACUUUGCACUAAAUUCCAGUUAUGUACCAGAUCAAAUCCUCGAAGCCAGUUUGGAAGAUACUUUUAGAUGUCUUUCGUUAAAUUCGAAUCAAAAAAGAGUUUCUGUUAAAAGUCAAUUAAGUGUACCUGUAACAGCAAAGGAAAUCGUUUUACGAACAUGCAGCCAGACGGAACCAAUACCAUUUUCACAAUGUUUUCCAGAGAGUGUUCUUCGGAACUGUCAGAAAAUAGGCGAGGGGGUUUAUGGGGAGGUGUUCCUCUUCAAGAAUCCCAAUGGAGGCACGUCAGUAUUAAAAAUAAUACCAGUAGAAGGCGACCAAAUAGUUAAUGGAGAAAGGCAGAAGAAAUUUGAAGAAGUUUUAUCAGAAAUCAUAAUAACAAUGCAACUGAGUAACCUCAGAAACAACAAACGAAAUGGUAUAGCUGCAUUUACAGAAGUGCAGAAAAUUCAAUGCGUUCAAGGAAGAUAUCCAGAAAAACUAAUAGACCUUUGGGACUUGUUCGAUGAAACUCGUGGAUCUGAGAAUGAUUGUCCAGAUAUUUUUGGAGACGAUCAACUUUAUAUUGUUUUUCAGAUGGGUUACGGUGGAAAAGAUUUGGAAUCUUUCGUAUUUAAUAGUGCUAUGCAAGCGUACUCUAUGUUUAAGCAGGUUGCAAUAGGACUUGCUAUAGCCGAGAAAGAACUAAAUUUCGAACAUCGUGAUCUUCACUGGGGAAACGUUCUAAUUUCAACAGUAGAAGCUAAUAAAAUCGCUUCGUUCAAUUUGGAUAAUAAAACUUACCAUAUACCCACUAUGGGUGUUGAAAUAGCAAUCAUCGACUAUACGCUAUCUAGAAUAGAACAUGACGGCGUCGUUAUUUUUAACGAUUUAGGUUUGGAUCCGGAUUUGUUCACAGCAGAGGGAGAUUAUCAGUUUGAAAUAUAUAGAUUGAUGCAACAGAAAAACAGGAACAAUUGGAAAGAAUUUGAACCAUUUACAAAUAUUUUAUGGCUCGAUUACAUCUUGGAGAAAGCAUUGGUGGCAUUGAGAUACAGGAACACAAAGACAAAACGACACAAAGAUUAUAUGAGGAAGUUGAAGAAUUUGAAAGAAGACGUCUUGUCUUAUCAGAAUGUCAACGAUUUUGUGGUUGCCAAUUUGUUAGAUAUUUAAAAAGUUUAUAGAUUAAUAAGAGAUAUUUUUUAUUAGGAAUGUAGUUGUGCCUAUUCAUCUUGUUUAUACUGUAAAAUAUCUGAUUCCGUAGAAGUAUAAUCAGUAUUUUAUUUUAAUGUAGUUUUUUAGUUUAAAGAGUUUUUUUGGAACUUCUUUGUUAAAAAUCGAGCAAAAAAUAAUUUCAGAUGUUAGUUCAAAGACAUAAAGUUUUAGUUACCAGCUAUAUAGGAUAUAUAUUAACCAGACGCAUGUGUGGUGAACUUUUGCAACUUCAUGUAUGUGCUGGGGUUAGAAUCACUCCUCAAGUGAAAAAAAUCAUUCUCGUUGUACUUUAUUUUUCAAUAAGACACACACUUACCAGGUUAAUACUGACUACACAAUUUACUUCGAUUACACCAACGCUCAGUUAUUACAUUGUCUGACGCGCGUUUCAAUAAUUAGACACUUUGCACUUUAUUGAUAAUAAUUUGGGCGUCAAUUGGUGUAGUGUGUUCAGAACUUUUCAGGUAUUUGAACUCAAAGCUACUUAAGAUUCUGAUAAUUUCAAAUUUUUAUAAUGUUCAACUUAUGGUUUGUAGCUAUGUUUUGUCAUAAUUUAAUUGAAGCGCGAAUAAGAAAAUUUUCCUGAUCGCAAUAAAAAAACUAAUUACAUUUCCUACAUUAUUAUGGUAAACGUUAUCAGUUUUCGCGAUUUAUUGUAGAAACAUUCUUUCAGGAUGUUUCAUUGACAUAAUAUUGAAGAAUAAAACACAAGGGAUGUUCGUUAAGUUACUUCCAUCUUUAAAUAAAACAGAAUCAGUACAGAACAGAAAUUAUUACACAAAAACUAUCAUCCUUAUACAAUUUUUCGACAUAGCUCUUUACUAAACAUUUUUCAAAGCGCAAUAUAAGUUUUUGUAUACGUUUCUUUUAGAAUGUAAGUAAUCGGGUAACAUGUUCUAGCUCAUGGUUAAAAACGUGAGUGAGUGUAAAGGUUUGGCAAUCUCGGUAACGUAUAACAGCGGGGAACCGCACACAAGGUGACUUGAAUGACACUAGUUUGCACCAUGAUUCCGAGUUCACAUUUUGACUUAGGUAUGGAUGUAUCCAAUAUUCUCUGCAAAUUGUUGCAAGACCAACUGAUUUUGUUUUAAAACAGCUGCAACGAGGGCGAUCGGCUUUACACUUCGCAAAUUUGUUGAAUUUCAUCUGGUUCAGCAUUUAGUAAACGUAUCACCAAUAUGGAAUGUCAAAAGCGCAGUUUCUAAUCAAUUCUACCAUUUUUAAUAAGCGCAUGUGCAUAUAUGCAUCCAACAACAGUGGUUAUUAUUCAUUGUAUCGAGGAGAAUAAUGUUAAUGGAAAUUAUUUUACAAAUAUACCUCAUAUUUAUUGAUGCAGUCGACUCUUGUUAAUUCGAAACUCGAGGGACUCUUGAAAUGUAUUACGAUUUAUCGAGUGUUUGAAAUAUCAAAUGGUUCGAAAUUUGUGAAAUAAAAUAAAUAAAACUUGGAAUUAUUAAGUGUUGAUCAAUUAUUAACUGCUAUUCUAUAACAAUGUCUGAAGUUUAGAGGUACAUACGUGUAUUCAUAAUGUGAAUUAAUUAAUCUUUCGAUAUAACUCUGCUUUAUAAGGCAUCGAAUGAGAAUCUUGCUUCCUUAACUCACACCUUUGCCAAAGGUUCUCUUAUAUCGUCCUCAUCUUCAUCGUUACUUUUUCCAUUCGUAUCUGUCGCAGAUAAAAUUUCGCCAUCAGUUAGUGAACCUGAGACAACACCUUCAUCCAUUAGAACAAAGUCAGAAAAACUCACCGCUGAUAUCAUCUAAGGGUUCUAUUGCUGGUUCUUCAUCAUCUAUAAGUAUUGGAAGAUAUUCUUUUAAUAAACAGGAUUUUUUAAGCAGUUGAGAAUCGUUAGGGGUGUUACAGCUCUCCAUGCCUUGUCAAUCAAUAAAAUACGGCCAGAACCGUGAUAUUUGCAGUUAGUUACUUGUCGAGAGAUUCUAAAACGAGCUUAAUAAUUUCUUUACGAUAGAACGUCUUAAAAUGAUGGAUGAUCCCUUUGUCUAAUGGUUGUAAUUUGGAAGUUUUAAUUGACGGAAAGAAGUAGACACGUUAGACAAUGUAGGAGGACUGUUGUGGAAAGUGUAAUUGUAUAAAAAUAGUAAAAUUUUCCGUUUUUAUUGUUUUAUGUCCCCAUUAACUAUUAAAAAGUUCUGUCGUUAUCUAAGCUUUUUUGUUAGCACGAUAAUCAGUAGGAAACGAUCUCACUCCUUUGAGACGUCGUGGUUUCAUUGCUUUUCCUAUCACUAAGGGCUCAAGUUUUUCCGAUCCGUCCAUAUUUAUUUCAAGUAAAACUAUCAACCUCUCUUUACUAUGUUUUCCCCAUGACAUUUUUCAUCAGUAUUAAAAAUGUCUCUGGCAUCAUAGUUUUCAAUCAAGGUGCCAAUCUAAGCAAACUGCAUCAUCAAUACUUCCACUUUCCCCACAAACUCUUAUAAACACAACUCUAUUUCUCUUUUUGAAAUUUGUAAGCCAUCUUUCACUUGUCGUAAAGUUUUUGUUGCUUAGAGUAGACGCAUUUUCCUUCAACAACUUUCCGCUAAUACCCACUUUUUGUCCUCAACACUGUCUUAUCCAAAUGAUCAGGCUUUCUUCCAGACGAGAAAUUUCACCUUUAGUGGUUCUUUUGAGAGAGUACUAAGUACUUUUUCGAUUAACUUCUUAUUUUCAGCAAUUGUUAAGCAUUUAUACUCUCUAAGGCUCAUAACAUAAGAAACUUUUUAUCUGUAUACCAACGAAAGAGUUAACAGUAACUGAAUGAUAACUAAAUAAACCCAUUCGUGAGAAGUGUGUGUCAAAUACUCAAACUAAUCAUAACAAAAACGAAGGCUCAUGUACGUUGAUACAAGUUUGAACUUGUUGCAAAAUGUACUUUGAUCUUUCCGCCUCUUUCUCUCUGCAACUUUGAAUUGUCGAGUGUUGGACUCCUAUUAGUUCGAAUUAACGCAUCGUUUUGUUAUAUAUCAAUAAUUUUUUUCAUUCGAAUUGCCAAGUGCAUAAAAAUAUAUUGAUUUAGUUUGAAAUAUGAAGAGAUUUUGUAGGGAAUUCGUGAGAACUUUGAAUUGUAGAGAGGUUCGAAUUAUCGCAGGUUUUAAUCAACGAGAGUUUUUCUAUUUUUCAAAUAUUUUUUUAUCAUUCAAAUUUCAUCUUUUUUGUAUAAACACCGAUUCAAUGUAUUUUUUUGAGGCCUUAGAUGCUAAAAAUAAACGCACAGUAAUUGAUCUUUAUUUUCUAAUAUAUUUUCAGGUGUCUCUAACUGUAUCCAAUAAGUCUAAGGUCACUGCCGAAUUAUAUUUUUAACGCUAUUCUGUAGAUAUGUAAAUUAUAUAAAACAGAUUACAAAUUUUUUUAUACUAUGAAUAAAACGCUCAAUAAUUUAA